GCUGUGGGCUGGACAGAAGCUGCUCCUAAUUCCUCCUGCCCCAGUACCUGGGGAUUAAGGGAAGAUAAAAGUGGGACUGCCUGUGUUCACGUACUGCGGCUACCACCUGACACCCACAGUGAUGACAGCACUCCGGCCCGUGGCCGACGCCAGCUGGAGCGUGAGCUGGAGCCUGCGCCUGGUCCUCGCCCUCUGCCUGAUGGAGCAGACAGCCCUGGGUGCCUUGCACACCAAGAGGCCCCUAGUGGUCACCAAAUACGGGACCCUCCAAGGAAAGCAGAUGCACGUGGGGAAGACGCCCAUCCACGUCUUCCUAGGAGUCCCCUUCUCCAAACCUCCUGUGGGUGCUCGCAGAUUUGCUCCCCCAGAGCCCCUGGAGCCGUGGAAAGGAAUCCGACACGCCACCACCUACCCCCCUUCGUGCCUGCAGGAGUCCUGGGGCCAGAUAACCUCCAUGUACUUCAGCACGCGGAAGCAAUACAAGUGGCUGCGCUUCAGCGAGGACUGUCUGUACCUGAACGUGUACGCGCCCGUGCGCGCGCCUGGGGACCCCGCGCUGCCGGUGAUGGUUUGGUUCCCGGGAGGCGCCUUCCUCGUGGGCUCCGCUACCACGUACGAGGGCUCAGAGCUGGCCGCCCGCGAGAAGGUGGUGCUGGUGCUCCUGCAGUACAGGCUCGGCAUCCUGGGCUUCCUGAGCACGGGUGACAGCCAGGCCCGCGGAAACUGGGCCCUGCUGGACCAGCUGGCGGCUCUGCUCUGGGUGCAGGAGAACAUUGAAGCAUUUGGUGGGGACCGGAACCGUGUGACCCUGUUUGGCCAGUCGGCGGGGGCCAUCUCCAUCUCAGGACUGAUGCUGUCACCCCUAGCCCAGGGUCUCUUCCAUCGGGCCAUUUCUCAAAGUGGCACUGCCCUAAUGAAAAUCUUCAUCACUCAGGAGCCACUGAAGGUGGCCAAGAAGGUUGCCCACCUGGCUGGCUGCAGCCACAACAGCUCCCGGAUCAUGGUAGACUGCCUGAGGGCUCUGUCAGGGGCCCAAGUGAUGCGUGUGUCCAGGAAGAUGAGAUUCUUCCAUGUGAACGUCCGGAGAGAUCCUUGGGAGACGACAUGGCUCAUGGGUGCUGUGGUGGACGGCGUGGUAUUUCCAGAUGACCCUGUGGUGCUCUGGACCCGGGGGCAGGUUCUACCUGUCCCCUACCUUCUAGGUGUCAACAACCAGGAGUUCAGUUGGCUCUUGCCCUUUAUCACGAAGUUCCCACUCAACGUGAACCUAAUGAGAAAGAAAAUCCUCACCAGGCUGCUGUGGAGUAUAAGCACCCUGUUGAAUGUCACUAAGGAGCAGAUACCACUCGUGAUGGAGGAGUACCUGAGCAGCAGCGACAAGCAUAAUUGGAAGACGUACCGGAACCACAUGAUAGACUUAGCUGGAGAUGCCACCUUCGUCUACUCCACACUGCAGGCUGCUCGCUACCACCGGGAUGCUGGCCUCCCUGUCUACUUGUAUGAGUUUGAGCACCAUGCUUCCUCUGGCAUAAUUAUCAAACCUCGCACUGAUGGGGCAGACCACGGGGAUGAGAUCCGCUUCGUCUUCGGAACUCCUUUCUUCAAAGGGCCAUCCACAGGUGCAGAGAAGGCCCUCAGCUUCCGGAUGAUGAGAUACUGGGCCAACUUUGCCCGCACAGGAAAUCCCAAUGAUGGGAAGCUGCCCUACUGGCCACGCUUCGACAAGGAUGAGAAGUACCUGCGGCUGGAUCUUACCACGCGUGUAGGGGUGAAGAUCAGGGAGAAGAAGAUGGCCUUUUGGAGUAGGCUGCACCAACCUCAAAGAACUGAGAAGCAGAGGCUGUUCUGAGAGUGGCUACAUAGGAGGGAGCUUGUCCCGCAUGGCUUUGGGAAGACUGGUCAUGAACACAUCAGGGGUCAAGAGUCCUGUAUGUGCCCAUCUAGGGCCUGCCAGAGCUCCCUACUGCCCUCAGGUCAGAGCUGCAGCCUUAGCCUGUCCCACCCCCUCCAGCCUGACAUCCCAUGAUGCCCCCUACCUCACUGUCUAUAUCAGGCUAGGCCAGGCCCAGCUCCCCAGCCUCAGGAAGACUCCCCUUCUCUCUUGUCCAAAUCCUCCUACCCUGCAAGAUCUACUUGCACCCCUUCUUACUGGAAAGUCCCUCCAGAUGGCCACUGUCCAUCAUUGCACCCAGCUUGUCAUUUACUGUCCGUCCUGCUCAACCUUGUGCUUAUUCACAUUGGCCUUGAGGCCCUGGGCAGGGUUUUUUUUGUUUUGUUUUGUUUUGUUUUGGUGAUUGUAAGCAAAGUUUUCAUAACUUGGGCUCUUCUUCCCUGCCUACACUCAUCCCUGCCCCACCCCCCCAUGACCAAAGUCCUCCCAAAGCCUGCACACAGGGAUGUCUUCAAUAAAGACAUGUUGACUUGA
Molecule: messenger RNA, 2425 nt
Organism: Oryctolagus cuniculus (rabbit)
Lineage: Eukaryota; Metazoa; Chordata; Mammalia; Lagomorpha; Leporidae
Gene: CES4A
Product: carboxylesterase 4A
Source: RefSeq, a predicted model, not a curated record